Molecule: messenger RNA, 1754 nt
Organism: Coniophora puteana RWD-64-598 SS2
Lineage: Eukaryota; Fungi; Basidiomycota; Agaricomycetes; Boletales; Coniophoraceae
Exons: 11
Coding region: 279-1754 (491 amino acids)
Source: RefSeq, a predicted model, not a curated record
AUGCACUGCCCGAGGAUUCGCUGAAUAUGCUAAUUCAAUGGGUUUCAUUAUACCCCAAAGUGGCUUCAAAGCUUCUCGUUGUAAGUGUUGCGUCCCACGCACGCUUUGAAAUCAGGAUCGCGCAGACUGUGUCCGGAUCAAAGUUCCGAGAAGAUUGGCCUGAUGAGGACGCCGUGCUGGUAUGCGAAAGCAGGGUGAAGGGUUGGCCAAGGGUUGAGAGAUGACGGCACAGAUCCUGCCUUUGUCUUCUUCAUCAUUAAUCCCUGCGCACCUUAGCUAUGGAAUCGAACCAGGCGCCAGAUAGGAUUCGCCCUCGGGCCAAACGCACGAAGGUAUCGGACACAUCACCGCCUGAUAGUGAUUAUGCCGCAGAAGACCCAAAUAGUAGCUCGCCAUUGCAGCGAAAAACUAAACCGGCGACGUCGUUGUCGUCGUCUAACUCCAGAAAGGCAUCGAGGUCCACGCCCGUGGCGCCUAUGGUCAUAUACGAGAAUGAUAUAGGCGCACCGCAGGCGUUUCCCGCAACACCCACCUCGCAUGUGGCGCUACCUGACGACCAAGAAGACACCCCCGAGAACAGGCCACCGGGCUCUGGACGCAGUAAAAUGCAGAAGGAGCUUGCUAUGAUCGCAUCCCCUGACAAGGAUAAGUGCAUUAUCACCGGAACACGCUCUAGCAAGGCGGUCGAGGGAGCACACUUGUUAGGCCAUAAGCAUGGAAAGAACAAAAGCGAUGUCCCAUGGUGCACGCAGGACAAGUUCGAUAAAGCCUGGGGGGGAAGGAACGCUUUUGAUAGCCGGUUCAAUAUGUUCUUAGUCGAUGUUUCUCUCCAUAAGAGAUUUGACUCACCCCGUUGGGAGUGGAUGCUGGUUCCAGCACCCGAUGCCAUACGAAAGCUUAAGGAGCUGACGCAGCAACGCUUCGGGGCGGAUGGAAAGACAAUUCCGACAAAAGACUCUGUCAGUAUCAAUAAGACUUAUCGGUUUGAGCAUUCGACAUAUUACUUUGUGUCGCGGAAGAGGACGGCAUACGGUAUUACAAGAUGGGAUGUGGGAGAUUCCGGUGGCUUUGUCGUGGAUGAUGAUUUACGCAAAGCGGCUGAUGGUUAUGAUUCGGAAGAUGGUACCGUUUCCUUGAAGGAUAAGGUUCUGCUUACGGAGAGGGAGGCCUAUGAUGAGGAUGGUGCCCAGGAGGAUGCUGACUUGGUCGUUGAGGAAGAUAGUGGCGUUUUUAGUGGCUCACCGGCACCUCUUGAGCUGGACGUCGAGUUGGGAAUUGAGAGUGACGCUGACUCGGAGGCCGACCCGGAGGCCGAUCGAGAGGCCGACUACCCGAGACUGAUUGGCACAUACGUUCACCCUUUCAAGAAACUAGGUCCAAUCGAGAGCCAUGUCUCGCCCCAGUUUGUGGUUUUCGAUGCCAUGAGGAAGUACCUACCGCUGGAGGAACCUGAGAAAAAGAAGCUACUGGCCAACCUGGGGCAGAUACUGAAGGAGAACAAAGUGGGUGACAAACAUACUGCAGUCGAGAUGCUUAAAGAUAUGGAGCAUAUGUUUGAUCGGUCUUGGGAUUUGGCCCAAUUCGCACCAUAUACCUUUGUAAAACUCAUACCAGGUAUACUUGAACAUUGUGCCGCGACCACGGAUGUUGUCUACGACUCGAAGGUUUUUGGUCAUCACUCUGAUAUGGUUCAAGAUUAUUUCACCGUGACGUUCUUGACACUGCUUACCCGUGUUGGUAAAUAUUCUACAUAG